AUGAACCCGGCUUCCGUGACGCUGGCUAGCGCCCUGCAGGUCAAGGGUGAAGCUCUGUCAGAGGAGGAAAUCUGGUCCCUCUUGUCUCUGGCAGCUGAGCACCUCCUGGAAGACCUCCGGAAGGGUUCUUCAGACUAUGUGGUCUGCCCCUGCUCAACCUUGCUUUCUGCGUCUGGAAGUCUUUCUUUCCAAAGCCAUAUUUCUCACAUAGAGGCUGCUCUUUUCAAAGCCCCUGAACUGCUACAGCAACAGAAUGAUGAUGAGCAGCCUGAUGCAUCUCAGGCACACGUCUAUUCUUUAGGAACAACCCUCUACUGGUCAGCAGGGUUUCACGUUCCACCAAAUCAGUCACUGCAGCUCCUGGAGCCCUUGCACUCUGUUCUGCUGACCAUGUGCGAAGACCAGCCUCACAGGCGGCUGCCACUGCAGUCAGUCCUGGAAGCGUGUCAGGUUCAUCGAGAAGUGGCCGUAUACCCAGCCUCUGCCAAUCUCCACAUCAAACGGCUGGUUGGCUUGGUUCUGGGCACCAUCUCUGAGGUGGAGAGGAGACUUAUGGAUGAAAGCUCCUCUGUACAGCAGGAUAGAAGUUACUUUCUCAGGAAUAGGCUACAUCAGGCAUGCUGUGAGAGCCCAGUGGCACGAGCUCUGGAGCAUCCGCAUCCUUGUGGAGUUUCAGAAAGAAGCACAGAGACUCAGAGUUCCCUGGAGCCUGGUCCAAGCACCUCAGCACUCGGUCAUUGUAACUUCUCUGUUAAUAGUGCUCUUCCAGCUGAAGCUCCCCAGGACCUUCAGGAAGGCAGGCGGCCCAGCUCCGGAUCCACUCUCUCCAUGGCAGUACAAAACUCACAGCCAACAACUCCUUCUCAAAAGCGUUUCCUGCAAAGAAAGGGAAAGUUUUCCAGGCCGGAGUUCAUCCUGCUAGCUGGAGAAGCCCCUGUGACUCUGCAUCUGCCUGGAUCAAUUGUGACCAAAAAAGGGAAAUCCUGUUUGACUCUCAGAGACCUCUGUGUGAUACUGCUGAGUGGGCAGUGUCUGGAGGUGAAAUGUGACAUCACGUCUACAGUGGGGGCUGUCUUCAAUGCUGUCAUGUCCUUCACCAACCUUGGGGAGCUCACCUACUUUGGCUUGGCUUAUCUGAAAGGCAAAGAGUUCUUUUUCCUGGACAACCAAAUAACAUUAUGCAAAAUAGCCCCGGAAGGCUGGAGUGAGCAGCCACAGAAGACCUCCUCAAGAGCCUUCACCCUCUUUCUGAGGAUCAAGUUCUAUGUCAGUCACUAUGGGCUGCUCCAGCAGAGCUGGACAAGACAUCAAUUUUACCUGCAGCUUCGAAAAGACAUCCUAGAGGAGAAGAUGUACUGCAAUGAUGAGAUGCUGCUACAGUUGGGGGUCCUAGCCUUGCAGGCUGAGUUUGGCAGUUACCCUGAGGAGCAGGUAGAGAGGAAAGCCUAUUUUCGAGUUGAAGAUUACAUCCCAGCAAGUCUGAUUGAGAGGAUGACUGCUCUCAGGGUCCAAGUCCAAGUCUCAGAGAUGCACCGUCUCAGUCCUGUGCUCUGUGAAGAGGAUGCUGAGUUGGAGUUCUUGAGGGUCACUCAGCAGCUCCCAGAAUAUGGUGUGCUAGUUUAUCAAGUUCUCCCAGAGAAGACAAGGCCAGAAGGGGAAAUGGCCUUGGGGAUCUGUGCCAAGGGUGUCAUAAUAUAUGAAGUGAAAAACAACAGCAGAAUUGCAACUUUACGAUUUCAGUGGAGAGAAAUUGGGAAGAUUUCAACUUAUCGAAAGAAGUUUACCAUCACAAGCAGCAUCACUGGGAAAAAGCACACGUUUGUCACAGAUUCGGCUAAGACUUGUAAAUAUUUACUGGGCCUCUGCUCUGCCCAGCAUAGCUUUAAUGCUCAGAUGAAUGCUCCCCGAGUUGCAUCUGACUAUAAUAAGUGUAUGCAAAUGGUCAAUAUGAGUCGUUCAUACCUGGCCCAGUCCAAGCCUCUCACCUGGAUUCAGAGAUUGUCGUGCUCAGAAAAUGUUCUGUUCACACCCAGGCAGAAGGACACUGUAGGAGGCCUGCUGUGCACAUCAUUGGACAAUUUCACCAUGGAUACCAGCAGGGAGACUGGCGCACUAGCAAUCAGUGGCAGCCCCAGCACUGGCCAGGAGCAGCUGGAGAACAUCUGUUUGAUCCAGAAGCCAAUGACUUGUGGCCCUUUCUCUGGGCAGUCUAUUCAGAGUAUGUGCACAGGUAUGGGCCAGGUGAAGAGAAAGAGUUUCACAGCUGAACUGGAUCGAGAAAUAGUGCAUGUGACACUGAACCGUGAUCCACAUCGUGGUUUUGGUUUUGUCAUUAAUGAGGGAGAAGAUGUGGGAAAAGUUGAUCCUGGGAUCUUUAUAUCCUCUAUUAUACCUGGAGGACCAGCUGAAAAGGCUAAAAAGAUCAAACCAGGGGGACAGAUACUAGCCUUGAAUCACAUCAGUCUGGAGGGCUUCACGUUUGACAUGGCUGUUAGAAUGAUUCAGAAUUCUCCUGACAACAUAGAAUUAAUCAUUUCUCAGUCAAAAGGUAUUUGUGGAAAUACCUCAAGAGAGGGGAAGAAUAACAUGGCCAGUUCUGGGGUCUUCUCUACAGACAACCUGAGCAAUAGGCACCAGGGAAGUUUUUUAUCAUACACACAAGACCAGGAGAGAAAUAUUGAAGAACUAGAGAUGACUCAGACUCAGAGCUUACUGUCCAGGCAGAGGCCUCAGCUGUCCAUUCUCCCAUUAAAGGGUGCUGGUUCUUCUUGUCUUCCAUCAUCUUCAGAAGCCAAUGCCGGUGGGAUCUACUUUGUGGAACUGGCUAAAGAAGAUGGGACAUUUGGAUUCAGUAUAACUGGUGGCGUUAACACAAGUGUGCUCUAUGGAGGGAUCUACAUAAAAUCCAUCGUUCCUGGAGGACCAGCUGCCAAGGAAGGACAGAUCCUUCAGGGUGAUCGGCUCCUACAGGUGAAUGGAGUGAGUAUGUGUGGCCUCACCCACAAGCAGGCUGUGCAGUGCCUCAAGGGCUCUGGGGAGGUUGCAAGACUGGUCUUAGAGAGAAGAGGCCCCAGGACUGCACAGCAGUGUCCUGUUAAUAACAGGAUGGGAGAUGAAUGCAUGGCUGUUUCCUUGGCAACAGCCUUGCCUGGCAGACCUGCAAGCUGUGUCUCAGUGACAGAUGGUCCUAAGUUUGAAGUCAAACUGAAAAAGAAUGCUAGUGGUUUGGGAUUCAGUUUUGUGCAAAUGGAGAGAGAGAGCUGCAGCCGCCUCAAGAAUGAUCUUGUGAGAAUUAAGCGGCUCUUCCCAGGGCAGCCGGCUGAGGAGAAUGGGGCCAUUGCAGCUGGUGACAUUAUCCUGGCUGUGAAUGGAAGGUCCACAGAAGGCCUCGUCUUCCAGGAGGUGCUCCAUUUAUUGCGAGGGGCCUCACAGGAAGUCACGCUCCUGCUUUGCCGACCCCCUCCAGGUGUGCUGCCUGAGAUGGACCAGGGAUGGCAGACACCUGAGCUCUUGGCAGACAAAGAAUUUACCAGGGCAACAUGCACUGACUCAGAGCAGAGCCCCAGCAUGGAUCAAGAGGACAGCUGGAGGGACAGUGUCUCCCCAGAUGCAGGGGAUGGCCUGGGUCUCAAGCUAGAGUCCUUCCAACAGGCCACCAGAGAAGCACAAUGGGACCACGACAUAGAGAGACCCUGGGCUACUUCUCUGAUGCGUCCUGGGGAUUCUCACCCUCAUUUAUGCAGACUGUACCAGGAAGUCGAUUCUGGAGCAUCAGCUACAUGUUUGGAAAAAGAUGUGAGGCAAAACUGCUAUUCAGUUUGUGAUAUCAGGAGACUUGAAAGAUUUUCCUACUCAUCAUCUCUAACCAGCCUUUCGACAGAUAUUUUCUGAGCACUUUUCUCUGAAUGAUUGAAACUGUGUGAAAUACUCUUCUGUCCGCAUCGACUGCUCUUUCUAAUCAAAAAGCAUGCAUGGUGACCUUGGGUAGCCUCUAGAAG
Messenger RNA from Pteropus alecto (black flying fox), 3998 nucleotides. It is a transcript of the gene FRMPD2, whose product is annotated as FERM and PDZ domain containing 2. Gene Ontology annotation, molecular function: protein binding. Gene Ontology annotation, cellular component: cytoskeleton. Bases 1 to 3891 code for a protein of 1296 amino acids. The transcript has 28 exons. The record is from RefSeq and is a predicted model, not a curated record. NCBI's taxonomy places the organism in Eukaryota, Metazoa, Chordata, Mammalia, Chiroptera, Pteropodidae.